Messenger RNA from Macrobrachium nipponense, 2546 nucleotides. Its product is annotated as C-type lectin domain family 4 member K-like. The coding region runs from base 130 to 543 and encodes 137 amino acids. NCBI's taxonomy places the organism in Eukaryota, Metazoa, Arthropoda, Malacostraca, Decapoda, Palaemonidae. The record is from RefSeq and is a predicted model, not a curated record. The transcript is spliced from 5 exons.
UGGCGAAUGUUACUUCGACCCAUAGCUUAACAAAGACCGAUUUUCCAACCAUAAUUCCGUUUUCUUUUCAGCCCUAGCGGUUGCUUCAGAGAAAGUCGCCUCAGGAAUCAAUUGAACAUUUUCACUUUUAUGGCCACAGAUAAUCUUGUCUGUGAAGAGGGUUGGCUGAAGCUCAGAUCCUCCUGUUACUUCAUGAGUAAAAUGUCAACCACUUGGGAAGUGGGCCGUCAAGAGUGCAUAGCCUUGAAUUCGGAUUUGGUCAAAAUCACUCGUGACGAAGAGUACAAAUUCCUCCGUAAACUUAUAAACCUUAACAACUACUACAUAGGACUAAGUGACCUGCAAGAAGAAGGGACCUACAGAUGGGUUGCAGAUGACACCAUUCACCAAAUCGUUAAAUCAUGGUGGCGUGAAGGUGAGCCCAACAAUUCCUCUUCAGGAGAGCACUGUGUCCAUUACCACUAUCCUGACGAGGGUCUCAAUGAUAUUUCGUGUGACACUAAGUUCAGGUACAUCUGCGAGAAACCUGGCCACCUGGCUUAGAACCUCGCUUCUGUGCCAGAUGAAGAAACAACCGCAGAAAAGUGAAAUGGAAAAUGGAUUAGGCCUAAGAGUAGAUUUCUUGCCAAGUGUCUACAUAAAGUGAAAUUGCCUGCUUGUGUACUUGCAUUUCUUGAGCUGUAUCUUGUUGGACAACUUCAUAGUUCAUGUUGACAUUUCUUUAAUUAGCAGUAAUAUAACUGCAACAUUCAAGUUUACAUACAAACUGAUAUGCUUAACUAUUUUAGAAAAGGGACUUUUUGGCUACAAAACACUCCCCACAGUAAUUAUUAUGUGGAACUUAGGUAUAAAGUUAUCUGGGUACCCAUUCGGUAGGAGAACUGAAGUGCUUUGUGAACUAUGCUUGUUUCAGAGUAGUUUUUCUGGGAUGUCUUACUUUCUCCAAGAUGAGAAACCACUUCCAUUAUCUAGGAAAGUGGGUUUUUAAUUUCAAUGAAAUAUGGUUGAUCUAAUAUGAAAGGCGAUUGAAUCUCUCAUGAGACGAUUUUUUUUCUAUAGUACUCUAAUUCCUUGUAUUGCACUACAAAUAACGGAAGUGUUGUGUUGACAUAAACUGUUCUUUAAGAACAAGGCAUAUAAAUCUUUAAACACUACUUUUGUCUCUGUGGCACGAAUGAAACAAAACGUAAAAGAACUGUUCUUAGGUUUCAAUUCCCUUUCCCUUGGCCAGAGGAAAUCUCCUUCAGUCAGACGAGCAGACUUCUUCCUGUAUGUCACAGGCAGUCAGCAACCAAUUUUGGUUUCAUUUCUUCCUUGGGACAUUUUUAUUUAUCUUUUUGGGACAUGUGCAUGCUGUAAUGCAAAAGUUACCUUAGCAAAUUCUACAAAAAUAACAUUCUUUCUCUGAAAAGACGGCCAAACUACUUUUUGGAUUCCUUACAAGAAACAAACAAGCAAUACUCCACCGGGAGAAAAUCUCAGAAAAUUUGUCUGAAAAAAUUCAGCUGUUGGUUAAAAUAUACUGCUUUGUCAAAUGCAGUCCAUCUUUACCUCAUUGCUUUCCAACACACUUCUGUAUUUUCAUCAGCACUACUUUAAGCGUAAGGUCAGACAUGCAAAUUAUAUUCAGUAUUCUAUUUCAAUAUUCUAUGUCCUCUCCUGCAUCUAUAUGAAAUCCCAUCUAGCAGAAAUAAUACUGUAUCUUAAAAGACAAGAACUAGGUUUGGUCCAUAAUACUGUAUCUUAAAAGCCAAGGACUACGCUAGAUCUGUAUAUUUGACUGAGUCAGUAAGGUUUGACUAAAAUUUACUGUAUCAAAAAUCAAAUCAACUUCUUACUUGUACCAACCUGACCGUUUUUAUGAUAUUACUCUUUUUCCGAGUUGAUAUUUAGCAAUGUUACUAUAUCCAUCUGCUAUGUAUUUGACUGAUUAUGAAGGUGAUGGAUAACAUAAAUGUAAUUCCAAUGCCAAAUAAAGGCUUCAUUCAAAAUAUAUGAACAACAUUAUCAAAUAUCAACGCUUAUUAUAAUCAAAAUUAACACUUCUCUGUCAUACCCAAUAUAGCAACAUGCAGAAAAUUUCAAUCAUUCAGCAAAAUGCUUUGUCAUUUUUGUACAUCAAAUACAUUCACUAAUUACAUACAGAGUAAAAAGAACAUAUGAAUACUGUAUAAUAUUAUUGUAAAGAAAAUUAAAGAGCUGAAGCAAAUCUAUCCCAGACCCUUGACAGCACUGUAGUCUCUUAUACAACAGUUAAUUACAUAGGCAAUUUUAAAUGAAAUGCAUGUAAGUUUAUAAAUCAUAUACAUCUAAAUUUCUAAAGAAUAGUUCAUCCAUACAGAGAUUAUUUCAUUGGAACAGUUUUUUGAGCUGCAACCUUUGACAAAUUCAACAGAACUACAUUUCCAAUUGAUAACUCUUCUUCUUCAUCUGACUCAUCAUAUUCCUCUGCUUCACUAUCAAUGUCACUUUCUUCAUCGGGAACUUUUUCAGUUUGAUCACUGAGACAAUCAGGAACUAUGGGACCAAUAAACCAAUUCAGCGUG